Messenger RNA from Castor canadensis (American beaver), 2491 nucleotides. It is a transcript of the gene Ccn2, whose product is annotated as cellular communication network factor 2. The record is from RefSeq and is a predicted model, not a curated record. Gene Ontology annotation, molecular function: integrin binding; heparin binding. Gene Ontology annotation, biological process: positive regulation of cell differentiation; signal transduction; cell adhesion. Lineage: Eukaryota; Metazoa; Chordata; Mammalia; Rodentia; Castoridae. Gene Ontology annotation, cellular component: extracellular matrix; extracellular region.
AUGUUGAGUGUCAAGGGGUCAGGAUCAAUCCGGUGUGAGUUGAUGAGGCAGGAAGGUGGGGAGGAAUGCGAGGAAUGUCCCUGUUUGUGUAGACUCCAUUCAGCUCAUUGGCGAGCCCGGCCGCGGCAGCGUAUAAAAGCCCGGGCCGCCCGCCCAGCUCACACAACAAUUCUUCCCGCUGAGAAGAGGCAGCCGGAGCCACUCCAACCCCAGGCCACCUCCGACCGACCGACCGACCGACCGAUCGCCGCCAGCCCGACGGCAGCAGCCCCGACCCACAUCCCGGAGACAACCACCGCGCCCACCUCCGCCCAUCGCCAGCGCCGGCUCCCGCCGACAAACAGACAGACAGACCGACCGACCGACAGCCCACUGCGCCCCGACCAUGACCGCCGGCGUGGACCCAGGCGCUUCGCCUUCGCGCUCCUCCUUGUGCUCUGCACCCGGCCCUCCUCCGGCCAGGACUGCAGCGGGCAGUGCCAGUGCUCCGACCCCGCGCCGAGCUGCCCGGCCGGCGUGAGCCUUGUGCUGGACGGCUGCGGCUGCUGCCUAGUCUGCGCCAAGCAGCUGGGCGAGCUGUGCUCCGAGCGCGACCCCUGCGACCCGCACAAGGGCCUCUUCUGCGACUUCGGCUCCCCGGCCAACCGCAAGACAGGCGUGUGCACCGCCAAAGACGGCGCCCCCUGUGUCUUCAGUGGGUCUGUGUACCGGAGCGGAGAGACCUUCCAGGACAGCUGCAAAUACCGGUGCACUUGCCUGGAUGGGGCGGUGGGCUGCGUGCCCCUGUGCCGGAUGGACGUUCGCCUGCCCAGUCCUGAUUGCCCCUUCCCAAGAAGGGUCAAGCUGCCUGGGAAAUGCUGCGAGGAAUGGGUGUGCGAUGAGCCCAAGGACCACACAGUCGUUGGCCCUGCCCUGGCUGCCUACCGACUGGAAGACACAUUUGGCCCAGACCCAACUAUGAUGCGAGCCAACUGCCUGGUCCAGACCACAGAGUGGAGUGCCUGUUCCAAGACCUGUGGGAUGGGCAUCUCCACCCGGGUUACCAAUGACAACGCCUUCUGCAGACUGGAGAAGCAGAGCCGCCUCUGCAUGGUCAGGCCUUGCGAAGCUGACCUGGAAGAAAACAUUAAGAAGGGCAAAAAGUGCAUCCGUACCCCUAAAAUCUCCAAGCCUGUUAAGUUUGAGCUUUCCGGCUGCACAAGCGUGAAGUCAUACCGGGCUAAGUUCUGUGGAGUGUGCACCGAUGGCCGAUGCUGCACGCCCCACAGAACCACCACCCUGCCAGUGGAGUUCAAGUGUCCCGAUGGUGAGAUCAUGAAGAAGAACAUGAUGUUCAUCAAGACCUGUGCCUGUCAUUACAACUGCCCUGGAGACAAUGACAUCUUUGAGUCACUGUACUACAAGAAGAUGUAUGGAGACAUUGCAUAAAACCAGAAAGUGAGAGACAUUAACUCCUAAGACUGUAACUUGAACUAAUUCACAUCUCAUUUUUCUGUAAAAAUGAUUUCAGUAGCACAAGUUAAUUUAAAUCUGUUCUUCUAACUGUUGGGGGAAGAAAAAUUCCCACCCAUUUCCAAACAUUGUGCCAUGUCAUACAAAUAGUCUAUCAACCCCAGACACUGGUUUUAAGACAGUUAAGACUUGACAGGGGGACUAAUUAGCGCACAGAACCAGAAUGUAUACUAAGGUGUGACUAUGGGAGCAGUGGAGACACCAGUAGAAAGGCUAGUGCCAUCAGAUGUCAUCUUAAAGUAGUAACAUGCCUGCUAUUUGCAGUGUAAUUGAGGAAGAAAAAAAUAACAUGCACACAGACCUGCCUGUAGCUCCAGGGACAGCUAGGAUGUGUGUUUUCCACCAUGGUGAGGCUGACUCAAGUUGUUCUUAGAACAGGAGAUUCAGCUGUGACAUUCUGAUUUGAAUGACAGUAGUCAGGAAUCAGAAUCCUGUCUAUUAGACUGGACAGCUUGUGGCAAGUUCACUUGCCUGUAACAAGCCAGAUUUUUAUUGAUAUUGUAAAUAUUGUGGAUAUAUAUAUUUGUACAGUUAUCUAAGUUAAUUUAAAAUUGUUUGUGCCUUUUUGUUUUAAAUGCUUUGAUAUUUCAGAUGUUAGCCUCAAAUUCUGAACACCAUUGUUAGGGUGUAAAGCUUGUCUGAUAAUUCAAAGCCUGAAGUGGAUACUCAAAUGGAAAUUGUAAUCAGUUAGGGUGACAGUUCAUCAAAACAUAUGAUUUCCUACUGGUGAGGCAGCGAUGUCCUUUAAAGUCUGAUUUCUACAUAGGAAAUGUAAUAGCCUCACUUUCGGUGAACAAAUGGCCUUUAUUAAAAAAAAAUAAUGACUGGAUCUGUAUAGUUGGUCAGAUUUCCACCCAGAAGCAUUUGUUUCUAUUUGACUAUGACUGUUUUAUGGACAGUUUAUUGGUUGAGAGUGUGACCAAAAGUUACAUGUUUGCACCUUUCUGGUUGAAAAUAAAGUAUAUAUUUUUUCUAUAAA